UAUUUCCCGGCGAGCUGCAUUCAUAUUCGUUAGUUCCUCUAACCGAGACCGAGACUUUUCUAGCUCUCUUGUAACAUUACCAAACGUUUUGUUACUCCAUGCAUGUAGGUCUGCCAUGACCGAAGAAAGAGCCUUGCCCCAUCAUCGCCCCCACCGACCUCUAGGUUCCCCUCGGACUCGCCCGGCUUAUGGCCCUCAGCCUGCGCUAGCAACGCCAACACGGACACCGGUUCCUUCCACGGCGGCGACUUGGUGAUUAGGGAAAGACGAUCUGGUGGCUUACAAGGCUUCUGGUGCCUUGCCGGAUCCCUCCUCUCUGGAUCUAUAUACUCUGAGUUCCCAUCUUGCUUGGCGUAGGUGUGAGGGAUUCCCACUGGUUUUGAAGCUUUGCUUCGUGUACCUCCAGAACUCCUCCUAGGGCACGACAGGGUAGAUAGAACAGCGGGCCUGCUCCGACCUUGGAGGCCGUGCGAGGCAAGGGCGGACAGAGCCGCAGCAGGACCACCAUGUGGCCGAGGCCGGCAUGUGGCAAGCGAGCCACCCGCCCCCGGAGUUAGGUCCGACGGCGGCGGCAGCAAGGCGAUCGCCAUCUGAUCGCCACAGCCAGGAAGCCCUAGCGAAGCGUUUUUACAAUGUCUGGCUCACUAUAGUCUCGUAUUGUUAUUGUUGGAGUCGAAUCCGAUCAGGUUUGCCUCAAAAAAGAAAAAAAUCCGAUCAGGUUGGGGCAAAUAGAUUCCUGAUAAAUAGAGGGCUUGAGAGUCAGAGGACGCAGAGGCAGAGGCAGAGCGGAAAAGAGAGGAUUUUUGGUCUGGGCCCAUGGAUCUUCGUCGCCGGCAAAUCCAAGGCAGCCAUGCAUCAAUUGGUUCAUUUGCUGAAGAAAAGCGCUCACAAGUGGAUGCUUCUCAAAUUGGCAAAAAGUUAAGAUAUUCAGGCUCACACCUUCCGGAGGAUAUCUGGCGUCAUAUAUGCUACUUUCUGCCACUGAAAGAUGCUCCGCGUGCUGCUUGUGUUUCUCGCGCGUUUCGAAGUUCGUGGAGGUGCCAUCCUAACCUCAGCUUCAGUAAGGAAACACUGGGCUACGGUCCUCCUGCAUGGUCCAGAAAAAGAGAAGUGAUGGACUACAUGGAAAAUGCACGUACACAGAGAAAAAUAGCAGGAGAUUACAACAGCAGAGUUGACCACAUUCUGAGAAACCACUCAAGCACCGGUGUGAAGACACUCAGCCUUGGAUUCUAUGGUCCUUACAAUGCCAACACCAGCUACUGUCUCGAUGGUUGGCUCCAGAUUGCUGUUACACCAGGCAUAGAAGAACUCAGCCUCAUACUGCAUUCAAAAAGUGAUCAUUUAUCAAAAAAGGCAAUCUACAACUUUCCAUGCCCACUUUUAUCUAAUGGCAGUGGAAACUCCAUUCGUGAGCUAGACCUUGUCGGUUGCGCCUUCCGCCCCACAGCAGGAUUCGGUUGCAUGAGAAGCCUGACGAGUCUAUAUCUGUGUUGCGUGAACAUCGAGAGUGAUGAGUUGGGGUUCCUUCUUUCCAGUUCUUUUGCUUUGGAGCGAUUGGAACUCACCAGUUGCGGUGAGAUAAUUUCCAUAAAGAUACCUGCCCUGCUGCAGGGCCUCAGCUAUCUGAAGGUGUCCCAGUGUUCCAUGCUGCAGGUGAUUGAAAGCAAAGCCCCAAAUAUCUCCAGUUUUCACUUUGACGGUGAACAAGUACAGCUAUUUCUUGGAGAAUCACUACAGAUGAAGACAAUUUUCAUAUCACAUUCCUGUGUUCUUCAUUAUGCUCGUGCCAUGCUCCCGUCAAGUACGCCAAAUCUUGAAACUCUUAACAUAGUUUCGACUGGUGAGAUGGUCAGUACACCAAUGCUACCAAGCAAAUUCCUCCACCUCAAAUAUUUGACAAUAACUGGAUGGACCUUCCCUACUACCUAUGAUAUUUUCUCGUUGGUUUCGUUUCUUGACGCGUCUCCUUGCCUGGAGACUUUCAGCCUAAACGCAUCAAUGAGACGCCAGAAGCAUGACUCCAUCUUUGAAGAUCCCUCACAUUUGGAGCGGACUCCGGGACACUGCUACGACAAUCUGAGGCAUGUGAAGAUCACUAGUUUCUGCUCCUCCAAGCUUCUGGUUAAGCUCACAUGUCAUAUUCUUGAGAAUACACCAUCGCUCGAGUGCCUCAUACUCGACAUAACUCAUGGUGGGUUGAAGUGUUCUGACAAAAGAUUUAGCAAAUGCUCAGUUGUAAGGAAGGCCACUCUUGUGGAAGCCCCUAAAGCACUCGAGGCUAUCCGUGCUUACAUCGCAGGAAAGGUUCCCUCCACGGCUAAGUUAAUUGUCUUGGAGCCUUGCAACCAAUGUAAUACCGUUGGCAUUUAGGACGUAUUUGAUUCUUAAGUUUGUAAAACAGAAUCUCUACUCCUAAUGUCUCAGUUGGUAGGUCGCGUUCCGGGUUUUAUUUUCGUCCCACCUCACCCGGUCUUUUUUGGUAUUUCUUUGGUACUUACUCCCACCUCCCACCCGUUUUAUUUCGCUGGUUUUUUUCGUCCCUCCCCCACCCCACCGGUUUAGUUUC
Messenger RNA from Triticum aestivum (bread wheat), 2569 nucleotides. RefSeq lists its product as uncharacterized. Gene Ontology annotation, molecular function: protein binding. Bases 817 to 2373 code for a protein of 518 amino acids. Lineage: Eukaryota; Viridiplantae; Streptophyta; Magnoliopsida; Poales; Poaceae. The transcript is spliced from 5 exons. The record is from RefSeq and is a predicted model, not a curated record.